UCGUUAAAAGUUCAUUCUCACCUUAGAAUUACGCUGUAGUUGCAUAACGUCACAUAACUUGUCACCAAUAUUACCCAUAUUUAGAAAAUCCAUAAAAAUACCUCAACCAAUUCUCGAGUUACAACGCUAUUCUACUAAGGUUACUUGCCCCGUGGACAUCGACAAAAACCGUGCAGCCUGCGUUUCUAUGUGAGCGUGUCGUCGCGUACCGACACGCACGCACACAUACAAGCCCGCAUACCGAACUGCGCGCGCGCAGGAGAAACCGUGCGCUUUGCAUUCAACACUCAGUUGUAAAGCAACUUUAGAGGUCAUCAAACGCUUUAUAGGGACCCCUUAUAACUUCACACGUCAAAUUAUUUUGACAUAUUUAUUAAAACUAUCAAAAAUACUGCGUUAAAAGUCAUACUGUCUUCAAAAACAAGUUACAGUGAACAAGUGUUGGUCGAAAGUUAUCGUGCCAUGAACAUUGUCAUUUGGGUUCAGACGUGUUAAGUUCCCUAAGUUGGUUCAAGUUGAGUUUAAUUAAGUUUGUGUUAAGUGAAACUAUGAGUGUGAGUGUUCAGUGAUCUGUCAUGUUGGAUAUGGAAGGAUUUGACUCCAAUUGAAAAUGUGGGAAAACAUUUUCUACGUAAAAUCUGUUCGGAAAAAGGGGACCUGUGUAUAGGGUCUCGCGAUGUCGAGCGGCAGUUGUUCUGGGCCGGGAGUAUGUGGGGGCGCGCGGCGUCGGCCUCCCCCCCCUCCGGAGCCAGCUCUUUCCCUCGCCGCAGACCUGAGCGAGCUGAGCCUCGACCAGGGUUAUCACACGCUUGCAGACUGCGGACCCCCAAGAAGAAGAAGGGAUAAUACACUGAAUGAUGCGCUGUGGUUGAAGAUAUUGUCAUAUUUGGAGGUGUCGGACUUAUGUCGCAUGUCUCGAGUAUGUCGGAGAUGGGCUCGGCUAACCACCCGCCUGAUUACGAGGCCAGAAGUCUGGAGGAGAGUCAGGGCAGCUGGACCCCUGGAGAUCGCAGCCCGAUGUGCGGGCGCGAGAGCUGGACCUUGUGUCAAUUCCGUUAGGGAGUGGAGGUCGAAGAACUGCGCGGUCACAGUAGCGAGUGCGCAGCUGCUGGUGGCUACCUUCAGGAACCUGACGCACCUCGCCGUGACCGGCUCCAGCAGUAUGGACGCCAGAGCCAUGGCGCCUCUCAUAACCGACCUCCCGGAUUUGAGGCAUAUUGACCUUACAGGUUGUCCAAACGUGGACUGGCCAGACUGGGCGUGGUUGGAAACGCGGCUGGCGACGAGACGACCCCCCGUGGAGUACAUAGACCUGACGGACUGUGGGUCUGUGACGGACGCCGGACUCUGCGCCCUGCUCCACACCUGCCCCUCCCUGCAGUACUUGUACCUUAGGAGAUGUACUCUAGUCACAGAUGCGGGUGUCCGGUGGAUCCCGUCCUACUGCGCGCUCAAGGAGCUGAGUGUGUCCGACUGUACUGGCGUCACGGACUUCGGACUGUACGAGCUCGCCAAACUUGGGCCUGCGUUACGAUACCUUUCUGUUGCCAAGUGUACACAGGUAUCAGAUUCUGGCAUUCGUACCUUAGCUCGAAGGUGCUAUAAGCUCCGGUAUCUCAACGCGAGAGGAUGCGGGGCGUUAGGAGACGAUGGAGUGGAGGCCAUAGCCAGAGGCUGUUCCAGACUAAGAGCUCUGGACUUGGGGGCUACCGAUGUCUCCGAACCAGGGUUGCAGAUCUUGGCUCGAUGCUGUCCAAAUUUGAAGAAACUUGCUCUCCGGGGCUGUGAACUGAUCGGAGACGAUGGUCUGGAGGCCGUGGCUUACUACUGCCGAGGGUUGACGCAGCUCAACAUCCAAGAUACACCAGUCACGUUAAGAGGGUACAGAGCUGUCAAGAAAUACUGCAAGAGAUGUGUCAUUGAACAUACGAAUCCUGGAUUCUGUUGAAAUUCUUUAAGCUGAAGUGGGGAAAUGUUCAACAGGAGUAAGGAAAACGAGAGAAGUUGAAUGAAUAAACAAAAAAUGUGAAGGAAAACUCGAGGAAAUCGAUAGGAUGGUCUGGUUUGGAAGGAGGUUACGUCUAAUGAUGAGAAAAGUAAUAGUUUUGAAAAAGGAGGCAUAUUUCUUGGAAAAAAAAAUUAAAUGGAAAUAUCAUAAAGAAAUCUUCAUAGAGAGCUUGAGCAACAGCAAU
Molecule: messenger RNA, 2192 nt
Organism: Trichoplusia ni (cabbage looper)
Lineage: Eukaryota; Metazoa; Arthropoda; Insecta; Lepidoptera; Noctuidae
Gene: Fbxl7
Product: F-box/LRR-repeat protein 7-like
Exons: 8
Coding region: 677-1948 (423 amino acids)
Biological process (GO): SCF-dependent proteasomal ubiquitin-dependent protein catabolic process
Cellular component (GO): SCF ubiquitin ligase complex
Molecular function (GO): protein binding
Source: RefSeq, a predicted model, not a curated record